AUGGAUUCAACAAUAUCAAUUGAAGAACAGGCAUUAGAAAAAAGAAAAAUCUUGAAUGAAGCCAUUUUAAGUGGCGAUUCUCAAGUGCAGAAGUUUUAUGAUGACGCAGUCGUGUUCGUCACGGGUGGAUUAGGCUUCAUUGGCAAGCAGCUGAUCGAGAAAUUGAUGCGGUCAGCAAAUAUAAGAAAAAUGUAUAUGUUGGUGCGUCCGAAGAAAGGAAAAAGUGUUGUAGAAAGAGUUAAUCAUGUUUUAAAGAACCCGGUAUUUACAAUUCUGCGCAAUGAUAAUCCUAGUUUCGUGGACAAAAUAGUGGGAAUUGAAGGCGACGUCUCUGAGAUUAAUCUUGGAAUUGAUGAAAAGACAUGGGCCAUGCUCACCGAUGAGCUGAAAAUUGAUUUGAGCCAAUUUGCUAAAGCUGUUAAAUCUUCUCUGUGA
Molecule: messenger RNA, 435 nt
Organism: Vanessa atalanta (red admiral)
Lineage: Eukaryota; Metazoa; Arthropoda; Insecta; Lepidoptera; Nymphalidae
Product: putative fatty acyl-CoA reductase CG5065
Exons: 4
Coding region: 1-435 (144 amino acids)
Biological process (GO): long-chain fatty-acyl-CoA metabolic process
Cellular component (GO): peroxisome
Molecular function (GO): alcohol-forming very long-chain fatty acyl-CoA reductase (NADP+) activity
Source: RefSeq, a predicted model, not a curated record